GUGAUCAUCGUUUCCGUAACUGCGGGUGUGGCCGUACUCGGCGCUAUUGCUAGCUAUCUGGGUCGUCGGAGAACCCCGAGGCCACAGCAGCGAAGACUUCGGAAACCAGGUGGCCGAAAAACUCGAAACAGCGUUCGAAGUCCUAACGAUAUUAUCUCACUCGCGGGAUCUAAGGCGUCCGCUCGAUCGUACAGUCCCGGUGGAUCCAUCAUCCAUGGCGUAUCGGAUCGUAUGUCAUUGGCUUCCGGUUCGCUGGCCGGAGGAGGUGCUGGGGCCAAUGCCGGAUCGAUUAUCGGGGCAUCGACACCGCUCACUCCGCAACAGCUUGGGGUAAUGGGAAUGGAAGCGCUGGAAACGGUCAUCAGCUAUUGGGAAGACGCUCUAACGGAUCGGGGCGGCGUGGAUUUGCCCUCAAGAAUCACUGCCGAUCAGGAAGAAUUUUGCCGAGAGUUGCAAAAUUUGUUGGACGCAGCGUACAAUCUACAGGAGCAGGGAGAGUUGCUGUUCUUGGAUGAGCGAUCGGUCCUGUUUCGAGAUGACGAGAAAAAAUCGGCGGCAGCUGGCGGAAGUCUUUCCAACGGCCACCGAUCCAGCUCGGAUCCAAACUUCGACUCCGCCGAGAGCUUUGCGUCUGCCUUGGAUCAGGUUGCCGAUCUUCGGGAGUUCGAAGACUACGGUGAAGUCUUUUCCGACGUGGAAAACUACCCUCUCUAUCAGAGUGCCCUGGAGCUGUUGGACGAUCAACCCAUUCCCUGCCGAACCAUCCGAACCGAUAUGGUCGGGUGCAAUUCGGACGCGGAAUACUACGCGAAACUGCAUUGCAUUCGACUUGCCUUCCAGUUACUAUUUAAGGAUCCAAAGAACUGCCGCUGGGUCGCGGACACCGGCCGCCAGGUGCUGACCGACUUGCUCUGCCUGGGCGACAAGGACCCGAAAGACUUCCUCGUGGCGUACGAAUCCAUGCUGGAGUUCCUCCAGAACCAGGACAACUGGCAGGACAUCGAGCUGGAGCUGGAAUCCCGGAACGUCAAGGCCAUGACCUUCUACGACAUUGUGCUCGAUUUCAUCAUUCUGGACGCCUUCCGGGAUUUGGACUCUCCGCCGAACAGUGUCCUCGCGGUCAUCCAGAACCGAUUCCUGUCGAAUAGCUUUAAGGAGACGGCUUUGACCACGGCCGUGUGGUCCGUGCUGAAGGCCAAGAAACGGAUGCUGAAGUUCCCCAAUGGGUUCAUGUCGCACUUUUACUGCGUCACCGAGCAGUUGUCGCCUCUGAUGGUCUGGGGAUUCUUCGGACCGGACGAGGACCUCAAGGAGGUGUGUAAAUACUUCAAAGAACAAAUGGUUAGCUUUAUGGUGGACAUCUACAACUUCCAAAAGUGCCGGUACACUACGGUGGAAGAGCUGGCAGAGGACAUUCUGUCCAUCAUGAAGCUCAGGGUGAACAACAUAGGCGUCAAGUUCAAUCAGUAAGAGAGGUUGAAACUGAUACAUAGUAAGAAGAUCAAUCGAAUUGUGCUAAAGUUGCUGCUUAUGGUUCUGUUUUUGUUCGAUUUGAACGAAUUUUAUUUCUUUCGUUUAGCAAACGAAGUCUUAAAUCGUGGGGAAAGGGUAUUUUUACGAUAGAAACCAACAUUGCUUCAAAAAGACAUAAUUGAGGACUACUAAAUUUAUCUGAUUGGAUAGGGCGUUCGUAAUUUUUGUUGCUAUUCAGCCACUUCGCAGAUUGUAGAUAACACUUAGUAAUAGAGACCGAGAGAGUAUAUAGGAUUUUUUUCUGUUAAAAUUUUA
Messenger RNA from Aedes albopictus (Asian tiger mosquito), 1788 nucleotides. It is a transcript of the gene Miga, whose product is annotated as mitoguardin. Gene Ontology annotation, biological process: mitochondrial fusion. NCBI's taxonomy places the organism in Eukaryota, Metazoa, Arthropoda, Insecta, Diptera, Culicidae. The record is from RefSeq and is a predicted model, not a curated record.